Messenger RNA from Geodia barretti, 4976 nucleotides. The record is from the annotation of a GenBank genome assembly. NCBI's taxonomy places the organism in Eukaryota, Metazoa, Porifera, Demospongiae, Tetractinellida, Geodiidae.
CCUCACUGGUCACGUCACACGCCAGGAUGAAUCAGCAUGCAGGUGCUCCACCCACCUUACUGUGUACGUUCAGAGACCAUGCAGAUUGGAAUCAGGACAGAUGCACGAAAAAGAGGCGUCGCUGCUCGAGGCAGCUGCUGUGUGUGUGACACUUGAGGCUAAAAUGGAGCAGGAUUUCUUGAGCGUGGCGUUAUCCCAUGAAACUGAGGCUCGAAAAAAAAAGCCAAAGCGAAGAAGAGUGGGUAGAGGCCGAGAUUGGGCGUUUGUUACACCAUGCGGAGGUGGAUGACGAAGAUGAAGCAAGGUCAAGCCCAACUUCAGAGCUCCAGGCUGUUGAUGAGAGGUGGAAAGGAGACUCAUGUGUUGGUCAUGUCUUCUCAGCCUACCUUUCAAGCCUGGAAUGCCGUCAGUCAGACGAACAAGACCUCAUUUCUGAUGCAUUCUCUGCACUAAAUAUGGCAACAGGUUCUUUGGCUAAGAGACCAGACAACAGUGUUAAAGAAGUUAUUACAGAUCUUACUCUUACUCUUUCCCGUUUGGAGCAAAAAGAAAGCAAUACUCUUGACUCAGUGACUAUAGAAACUUAUCAGAUCGAAGAAAAGGGGAACACUGAAGGUGAAGCCCAGCUCAAGAAGAAGACUGAUUCCACUACUGUUGAAGGGGUUAACCUAAAACGAACAGUAAACUCAGCUUAUAACGAAGAAAGAAGGGCUGAUUUUACAUCCAACCAACAAAGAGAGGCUGUGGCUGUGGUGGAAGCAUCACCUAUAUUGGAGGGCUCCAAUUCUAGUGCAGAGGGAAUCUCAAAAACAACGACCGUCGGUGACUCCUCAGAUAAUAAUGACAGUUCACGUUAUGACCAGGACGGGUCCAGUGAGUCUGGUGACCUCUGUGACCUUGAGUUAGGGCCGGAUGAGUUGAGUGACGAGGUUCUGGCUGUUUUUGAACAGGUCAGGAAUGACCAGAGGACAUGUGAGGAACAGCUUUCUACAGAACAGAAACAACGAGAGGCUGAGCUCACCAUGGAGAUAGAGGAAGCACAAAGAAUGAUUGCUGAAUAUCAAGAGGCAGAGAUCCAAAGGGCAAGAGUGUUGGAACAAGCGAGACAUAGGGCAGCAGUAACACUUCAGGCACACUGGAGAUGCUACUCAGUAAAGAAGAUUUAUGGAAGCCAGCUGGAGGACUUAAAACAGCAACGACUACAAAGAGUAUAUAGAUCAGCGCAGCGGCUGCAGUCUAUUUGGAGAGGGUUUGCUACUCGCAAACAGUAUGGCCCUGUGCUUGAAGCACAGCGAGCUCUAAGACUAGAGAGCCUACAGGCUGAGGUUAGGAAUCAGUGUGCUACAAGAAUCCAGGCUCUCUGGAAAGGCUUCCGUGUUCGGCGUAUCCAUGGACCAGCAUUGUCUGCUCUAAAACAGGAGAGGCUUCGUGAAACUCGGAGGAUAAGAGAGGAGCUGAAUCACAAACUGAAUGCCAAGGCCACUAUCAUUCAAGCAAGCUGGAGAGGCCACUAUGUCCGUCAAACAUACACUCCACUACUGAGAGAACGAAUGGGAAUCUGGAGGGAGGAGAUGAGUCACAGGAGGAACCUAGCUGCUACAAGGUUACAGGCUCACUGGAGACACUGUGAGAGACAGAGGAUGGGACAGUGGCUGCUAGAGGAGAAAAGGAAGAAGAAGGUUCUUGAGGAGAAGCGACACAGAGCUGCCUGUGUCGUCCAAGCAUACUGGAGAAUGCACUGCUGUAGGAAACAGUUCCUUCAAUACAGAAAAAGCAAGAGCAGUGAUGUUUCUGAGCCAUCAUCUGCAGAGGGACCCAAGAGGUCUUCACGCUCACCGGGCAGACUGAGCGUUUCACGACGACUUGAAUCAGCCUUGAGCCUUAAGUCACACAAUGCUGCACCUGUCAUCCAUAAGCAAGGAACUCCUUGUAGUCAACGAAAUAGUAACACAACAUCCACUCAUCAAGGUUUUGGAAUCACCGUUGAAAAUGAGCAAGAUGAGAUUGUGCAACCUGAGCAGCAGGCCUUGAUGGCUCUUCAAAUUAGCAGAGAGAGGGAAAAAUUUGCAGCUCAGCAGGCCCGGAUCAAAAUGAGUCAGGCUAUGAUGCACUCAGAGGCCGAGAGAGCACUGCAGGAGAAGCAGAGCUGUGCCAGCUAUCAGAAUGAACUCAACCACUGCUCAACUCCAGUGGCAGCACAAGUGUGGCUGGACGUGGUACACCAGAGAUUACAACAAUGGUUCAACUCCAUCACCCCCUGGAAGGAACCACCUCUACCCAUAACUGUAGGAGAACCAGUUCCUAUCCCCACUGCCAGACAUCAGCCUGUCACCAAGACAUUAUCAAGGGCUGAUCUCUUGGCUGCUUCCCCUGAAGAAACAUCUCCAAGCAGGGUGGAGCAUGUGCUGCUGAAUGAGCUGAACUUUGUUCCCGAUGUUAGCAGUCUAUCUUGCUGCCAUCAGCUUUGCUCUCUGGACAUCAUAAAUUGCGGACUUUCUUCUCUUACAUCCCUACCUUCUAAUGUACCCAUAGCUGCUCUCAAUUUACAGGGGAAUAAUCUGGAGCAGAUUGACCUGCAAAGUGUAGGCUCUACACUAAGGUUCCUUAACCUCUCAGAGAACAAACUGAGCUCUGUACAUGGCCUUGAGGGAUGCUCCAAUCUCCUAGAUUUGGACAUUUCUGGAAACAGGAUUACCAGACUGGGAGGUUUGGGUUGCUGCUGGUAUCUGCAGAAUUUGUCAGCAGAGAGUAAUCUGUUGGUGGGCUCUGCUGGUCUUGAGAACAUGCCGUAUCUGCAAACGCUCUCCUGCGCAAGAAAUCACCUUCCAGUAGCUCCAGAUGUUUCCCACUCUUCAUUGCUCUCUGUGUUACACCUGCAGCAAAACAACCUGCAAGAGGCCCCUGGGCUGCCACACCAUGUUGUGUUGAGGGAACUAAGGUUGGAGGACAACAGUCUGACUGAUGUAUCCCCUCUCUGCCAGGCCUGGCUACCUCUCCUCCAGACUCUCUCCCUGGCUAGGAAUUGCAUAACACACUUGGAUUCUCUUCUGCCGCUUAUUAUGCUGAAUAUUCUUGACAUAAGCAACAAUUCUAUAUAUGAUUUGCCUAUGCUACUGAAGGCGUUACAUGGUUGCAUGGAGCUGCGGCAGGUCAGUCUGGAAGGCAAUCCAGUUGCGCAGGAGCCACAGCUACUCUCUCACCUUAUCUCUGUGUUACCACACCUGGACUCAGUGGACGAUCAACCUCUCUACCACCCACUGCCUGAGAAGAAGUUUGAACUACCGGAUUUAGUAACAUCCAGUCCAGUAUACCAACUUUGUAAGCGGCAGUUGUUAGAGCAAGACAACAUGAAUACUGCACACCGAAACUCUCAAUAAAACAGCCAGAGCAAUCUCUCAAAGAACCAGGGAAUUUAUGGAAACAAAGGUGGAACAAAGAAAGCAGUUUGAGUGCCUAUUGAUACAACAUGUGAAGCAGCAGGAGGAACUGGGUCAAAGAAGUGUGAGAGGACCAUUUGAAGAGAAGAAGAUGACACAACCUGCACAAGAAUGCCCGCUGUAUGAAGACACUGACAGACAGGUAUCAGCAGCCACUGUGAUCCAGGCAGGGUGGAGAGGCCGGGUGACAAGGGCCAGAGUGACAGCCAUGCAUCGUGCAGCUGUGAUAAUUCAGGCUAGGUGGAGGGGGGUUCUAGCUCGUCGAUCAUUGGCCCUGAUGAGAGAACAGAGGAGAAAGUUUAUCUGGGCUGCCACAGUCAUACAGGCUAUGUAUCGAGGAUAUUGGGUGCGGUGUAAGCUACGCCAGGUGAUGCAACAUGCCAAGUAUGUCAGUGAUGAGGAGAACAGUCUCGAGGAGGACAUUGAUUUGAAUAUGAAUGAAGAAGAUUUGUUAGGAGAAGAUUUUGCUCCAUUCAGUCCACCAACCCCAGUGUGUCCUCCAAUCACUACUGCUACCUCCUCUCACCCUGACACUCUCUCUCAUCUGACACCUGACAACUACCAUGGCCUGCAGAAUGACUCAAUAAGGGAACCAGUAAUUUCCCACCAAGGCUCAGAAUCAGCUGCAUCUCCUGAAGAAGCGUUCAGUGAGUCAGGGGGUAGAUGGAGUGGAGCCAGAGAGAGUGGGGAGAACUGGGGCCCUCCUACUCAUGCCUGGACUGAAGAUGACCGGAGAACAUCCUCUGCUGUUUCUCAGGGCUCUCUCGAGGGUUCUCCACAUCCUUCAUCUCCCAUAUCGGGAAAGAGAGUAGUAAAAGAGAACAUAGCUGAUGAAUGGUAGGAGGAGCCCUAGGGUUCAGUCAUUAGUUGUAUCAUUGCUCUUGUCUUGAGUAUUCCUGGUAGUCUUAUAUUCAAUGCUGUAGUAGAUUUCGUCUUGUGCAGUACAUGAAGGACUACAGCGUACAUGCUACUCAGUUGACAACAAUGUCGCUGAUGUUUUUAUAUCUUUAACUUUUUGAUGUCCUCAUCUAGUGAGACACACAGUUUAACCCAUAAACAUUCUUUUCACUGCACUACACCAGGGAUUCAAGACCGAUACUACAGUCAACCUCCUGAUGAAAAGAGCCAGAAGGCAAAAGAUGUUUAAAACAAAGCUGCACAAAGGAAAAAGAAUGGCAGAUCCAGCUGAAAGACUGGCUGCAUUCCAGAGAAAGGGUCAUGUGGUGAUGGGCCAACACUGAUCCAGGACGGUCAGAUCAGUCUCAUCACUGGGGACAGCAUACUUAUCAGUCACAUAACUCCCCAAUGUCAUCAACAAAGAUGUAUCAGUGGCAUCAUGACCAUACCGUGAUCCACAGGACGUUGAAAGUGCAUUAGUGUCAUUUGCCAAGAAAGCUGGAGCUUGAAAGCCAACACUAACACACACCAUCACAUCCAGUUGCACUCUGCCACAACUAGACCAGAGAGUAUUAGCUGGGUAUGUCUCCUACAUUAGUAGUAAGUUACAAUGUGUCUUUAGUGACCUCAUGUCAGUUCUCA